AUGGGCACCAUGACCCCGAGAUGCCCGCCCAAGGAACCCCUCGUGGUCAUCCUGGGCUCGACCGGCACCGGCAAGUCCGACCUCGCCGUCGAGGUCGCGACGCGCUUCCGCGGCGAGGUCGUCAACGCCGACGCCAUGCAGCUGUACCAAGGCCUCCCCGUCAUCACCAACAAGAUGACGACGGCCGAGCGCCGCGGCAUCCCCCACCACCUCCUCGACCACAUCCCCCUCGACGAGCCGGCCUGGAUCGUCGGCGACUUCAAGCGCGCGGCCAACAAGGUCAUUCGCGAGAUUCGCAGCAGGGGCAACCUCCCCAUCGUCGUCGGCGGCACGCACUACUACACCAACGCGCUGCUGUUCGAGGACAUGUUCGUCGGGCCGGGCCACGAGGGCCAAGGAGAGCCUGCGCCGGCCGCCGACGUGGUCCCUGCGUCCGACGCCGGCCGCUUCCCCAUCCUCGACGAGCCGACAGAGGUCAUCCCUGGCCAAGCUGCGCGACGUCGACCCCGUCAUGGCCGACAGUGGCAUCCCAACGACCGGCGCAGAUCUCGCGCUCGCUGUUUAUCUACCUCAGACACGGGUGGUGGGCGUCGGAGAUCUACGCCGAGUUGA
Molecule: messenger RNA, 612 nt
Organism: Verticillium dahliae VdLs.17
Lineage: Eukaryota; Fungi; Ascomycota; Sordariomycetes; Glomerellales; Plectosphaerellaceae
Product: tRNA delta(2)-isopentenylpyrophosphate transferase
Exons: 1
Coding region: 1-612 (203 amino acids)
Biological process (GO): tRNA modification
Cellular component (GO): mitochondrion
Molecular function (GO): tRNA dimethylallyltransferase activity
Source: RefSeq, a predicted model, not a curated record